AUGCAACCAAAUGGAAUGGAUGUGGGGAACGAUGAACAAAGGUCUGAGGUAUCUGCCAUCGUGCUGUGUUGUGAGAAGCAAGUAAUAUUGGACAAUGCUACCGAAAUGGAAUGGAUGUGGAGAACGAUGAACAAAGAUACGAACGUUGAAAAUGAUGCCAAAUGUGAUGUGGUGACAAAGAUCGAGGUUGACAGAAAUGGAGAAAAAAGGUUGAAUAGAGUGAAUGUGGAUAAAGAUAAUUUUGUUAAGGCGGGUUCAGUAUUGUUUGGGAAUUUGUUUCGCACAGACUGGAAACUUCAGGGACGAUGUCACGAUGAUGAACAAUACGCAGGAAACUUGUAUGUAAUUAAGAUCUUAACUGACGGUGGAUCUUACAAUUUAGAAGGCCACGACAAUUUAGAAGGCAACGACGAUCGAAGGGCUGGGGUAAUCAAUAAAGGAUCCCCGAAUAGGAUAAUCCUGGUGAAAUUCCGGGGUAUUAAUGGAAUUGCCCUAGAAAAUCUCAAUCAAAUAACGGAAGAAGAUACAUCUCCAUUUGAAAAUCAAUUCACAUUGAAUUUUGUGAGACACAUUGCGAAAGAUAAAAAUUCGCAAAAAGGAGAUUCUGAACGCCGGUCAACCGGAAAGAAAAUCGAUACAAUUAUUGAAUUACGAGAAGAAAAUGAAGAAUUUUUUGUCAUAGAAAUUAGCGGGCCGCCAAUGAAGAAUGACUGGUCGCAUUAUAAGGUGAUCGGUAAAAU
Messenger RNA from Racocetra fulgida, 740 nucleotides. NCBI's taxonomy places the organism in Eukaryota, Fungi, Glomeromycota, Glomeromycetes, Diversisporales, Gigasporaceae. The record is from the annotation of a GenBank genome assembly.